Molecule: messenger RNA, 1213 nt
Organism: Euleptes europaea (tarantolino)
Lineage: Eukaryota; Metazoa; Chordata; Lepidosauria; Squamata; Sphaerodactylidae
Gene: HIBCH
Product: 3-hydroxyisobutyryl-CoA hydrolase
Exons: 14
Coding region: 1-1173 (390 amino acids)
Biological process (GO): L-valine catabolic process
Cellular component (GO): mitochondrion
Molecular function (GO): 3-hydroxyisobutyryl-CoA hydrolase activity
Source: RefSeq, a predicted model, not a curated record
AUGGGGCCGCUCGUGGUUCCGGCGCUGAGGCAGCGGCUGCCCAGGUUACAACCAUUCCACAGGUUACAGGUCAUACUGCAACACUUAAAUAUGUCCAGGUCUGCAGAUUCUUCAGCUGAGGUCCUGCUGGAAAAAAAGGGUUGUGCUGCUGUUAUAACCUUGAACAGACCGAAGGCUCUCAACUCGUUAAACAUUUCCAUGAUUCGACAGAUAUAUCCCCAGUUAAAGAGAUGGGAGCAGGAUCCUGAAACCUUUCUAAUAAUAAUAAAGGGGACCGGAGGCAAGGCAUUUUGUGCCGGGGGGGAUAUUAGAGCCAUCACUGAAGCCGGGCGAGCUGGAGACAGGUUGACGCAAGAUUUCUUCCGAGAAGAAUACAUCUUAAACAAUGCUGUUGGAACCUGCCGGAAGCCUUACGUGGCGCUGAUCGAUGGAAUUACGAUGGGUGGCGGUGUCGGUUUGUCUGUCCACGGGCAUUUCCGAGUCGCCACAGAGAAGACUGUGUUUGCUAUGCCAGAGACAGCAAUAGGUCUUUUCCCCGAUGUAGGUGGAGGCUACUUCUUGCCCAGGCUGUCAGGGAAGACUGGAUGUUUUCUUGCCCUGACUGGAUUCAGGCUGAAAGGGAGAGAUAUUCAGCGAGCAGGAAUCGCCACUCAUUUUAUAGAGGCGGAGAAGGUGGCGGCCCUGGAAAAAGACUUGACCGAGCUGAAGUCUCCCUCUAAGGAAAAUGUUGCUGAUCUCCUGGAUUCCUAUCAUACGAAGUGCAAACUUGAUCAAGAAAAAGAGUUCAUACUUGGUGAACACAUGGACAAGAUUAACAGUCUCUUUUCAGCCAGCAGCAUGGAAGAAAUCGUCCAAAACCUGAAGCAGGAUGGUUCUCCUUUUGCGCUCAAGCAACUAGAGAUAAUCGCUAAAAUGUCCCCGACGUCUCUGAAGAUAACCCUUCGGCAGCUUAGAGAAGGUGCUUCCUUGAGCCUGCAAGAUGUUCUCACCAUGGAGUACCGGUUGAGUCAAGCAUGCAUGCGAGGCCACGACUUCUAUGAAGGUGUGCGAGCAGUGCUCAUUGACAAAGACCAGUCCCCAAAGUGGAAGCCUGCGACCUUAGAAGAAGUAACAGAUGAAUUUUUGGACUCGUGUUUUAAGUCUCUUGGAAGCAACGAUCUCAAGCUACAAUAGAUUUGGACUCAGGCCAGCCUAAUUACGUGUUAAUUCCGGU